AUGCCCCUACCUAAUAACGUACUCGCAACAAUGGAUCCCAACCUCGACGUUGUCAAGCGGAGUUUUCGCACAGAUGUGCUGAAGAGGAAGGUCGUCAACACCUCUGCCAAAGAGCCUUGCUCGUGUGGUCUAUAUCAAUACUACAGCCAUAAAUGUGGUUGUAUUUAUAAGAGUGUACACUUCAAGUGUGGCAAGACUACCUCGGAGAAGACAGGCGACCGAAUUCUCUGCCCGUCCGGCCGAGGCCGAAAGAUCAGGGUCAACAGUGCCAUAGUCCCCUUCAACUGCGCGCAGUGCCGCAGAAACGGCAAUCGAUCAACGUACUAA
Molecule: messenger RNA, 327 nt
Organism: Hypoxylon trugodes
Lineage: Eukaryota; Fungi; Ascomycota; Sordariomycetes; Xylariales; Hypoxylaceae
Exons: 2
Coding region: 1-327 (108 amino acids)
Source: RefSeq, a predicted model, not a curated record